AUGCAGGCCCCUACACCCACCCCCGGUGAUGUAUGUGACCCCGCAAGAGAUACAAGGGUUACUAUGAUUGUCUCUCUUACAGACCCAGAUGCUCCCUCUAGACGUUCUGCUGCACGUGCUGCUGCUGCUGCUGCUGCUGCUGCUGCUGCUGCUGCUGCUGCUGCUGCUCCUGCUGCUGUUGCUGAUGGUGAUGGUGAUGGUGGUAGUGACCAGCAGCUCACCAGAAAUGCACGCAGAAACAGAAGCGCCAGACUCAGGAGAACUAUAAGACACCAGCAGCAGCAGCAGCAGCAGCAGCAGCGGGAGGAGGAGGAGCAGCAGCAGCAAGAGGAGCAGCAGCAACAGCAGCAGCAGGUGCAGCAGCAGCAGCAGCAAAGGAGGAGACAACGCAGAAGCAGAGAUGGGACGUUUCCUUGCCGUCAUAACACUGAUAACCACAAUCAGUAA
Molecule: messenger RNA, 447 nt
Organism: Eimeria mitis
Lineage: Eukaryota; Apicomplexa; Conoidasida; Eucoccidiorida; Eimeriidae
Exons: 1
Coding region: 1-447 (148 amino acids)
Source: RefSeq, a predicted model, not a curated record